Messenger RNA from Talaromyces rugulosus, 609 nucleotides. RefSeq lists its product as uncharacterized. The transcript is spliced from 4 exons. NCBI's taxonomy places the organism in Eukaryota, Fungi, Ascomycota, Eurotiomycetes, Eurotiales, Trichocomaceae. The record is from RefSeq and is a predicted model, not a curated record. The coding region runs from base 1 to 609 and encodes 202 amino acids.
AUGGCCCAAAAAGUCAUCUCCAUGUCAAAAUACAGAAUUCUACCAAGCGAGUCUGUUAGUAAUUUCAAUGAAAGCGACUUCGACGGCUACACCGAUGACCUCAAUGACGCUGAAUGGAGAACGGUAGCAGCUCUCAGAGAUACAUUACCUUGCCCCGACAUCCAUGACUCGAGUGAAAUCGAUACCUUUUCUGAUCCGGAUUUUGGCGCUCCGUCGCCGUCGCUGUCUCAAUAUAGUGAUCUUGUGGCCAACUCUAGUGAGCUUCGUUCUGAACUUUGCCUGCUCAAGGGUGGUGUCUGCUGUCUGCGCAACGGACUUCCUACAGUUCAGCUCACGCAAGUAUCCGACACUCAGCAACGACAGGGUAGAAGUGAAAGUAACAGUAUUUUCAUCCUUUCACCUAGUGACGACGAUGCCGGCGACGAUGAUGUCGAUGACGCUAGCAACGAUGCCGCAGGGCAAAGCGGUGAAGCGGAGGAUACCGACGACGAGACGAGCGUCCAACUUAUACCAGAGCUGCAGGAAAACCUACCUGAAAAACAAAAAUGGGAACACCUUGAUCGACCUGGGAGCCUUCGUUUGGCUCACCGGUAUUCUGUUGCUGCCUAA